Messenger RNA from Cetraspora pellucida, 122 nucleotides. NCBI's taxonomy places the organism in Eukaryota, Fungi, Glomeromycota, Glomeromycetes, Diversisporales, Gigasporaceae. The record is from the annotation of a GenBank genome assembly.
AUGGAAGAAAUAACAGUUAUACCGGGAGAACAACGAUUAAAUUUUCUCGAUUUAGAAACUUCACUCCCGGGCAUAAUCAACCAAUACAAUACUAUUUUAAACAAAAAAAAUGAAAUAACUCG